This is a messenger RNA of Cetraspora pellucida, 225 nucleotides long. The record is from the annotation of a GenBank genome assembly. Lineage: Eukaryota; Fungi; Glomeromycota; Glomeromycetes; Diversisporales; Gigasporaceae.
AUGAAAGCAAGUAAGAUAGUUGCAAAUGUGGCAGAAAAAUGGAUGAAUAAAGUUAUUUUACCAGGGCUCAGAUUUGCACCACCACUAACCAUUUCUCUUAAUACUGCAAAAAUUUAUCUGAAAGAGCUUGGUUAUAUAUAUGAAAGAGUAAAAAAAGAUAUUUACAUUGAUGAAUAUGAAAGAGAAGACAUAGUAGCCUAUCAAAAAAUAUUUUUAGAACAAUAA